Molecule: messenger RNA, 841 nt
Organism: Nicotiana attenuata
Lineage: Eukaryota; Viridiplantae; Streptophyta; Magnoliopsida; Solanales; Solanaceae
Product: 60S ribosomal protein L17-1
Exons: 7
Coding region: 108-635 (175 amino acids)
Biological process (GO): cytoplasmic translation
Cellular component (GO): ribosome; cytosolic large ribosomal subunit
Molecular function (GO): structural constituent of ribosome
Source: RefSeq, a predicted model, not a curated record
CAAUGAACUUGCAAAACCCUACAAGAAAAAAAGCCUUACUUCUUCUCCACUUCUCGACUUUGGCAUCAAAGUAGGCAACUCAACCAGCAGCAGCAUCGCCGGCAGCCAUGGUGAAGUAUUCGAAAGAACCCGAUAAUCCUACCAAAUCUUGCAAAGCCAGGGGCUCGGCUCUCAGAGUUCAUUUCAAGAAUACAAGAGAGACAGCACAUGCUCUUAGGAAGAUGCCUUUAGACAAGGCCAAGAGGUAUUUGGAGGAUGUUCUUGCCCACAAACAAGCUAUUCCCUUCACACGCUUCUGUCGUGGUGUUGGCCGCACUGCGCAGGCAAAGGAUCGUCAUUCAAAUGGACAAGGACGUUGGCCCGUUAAAUCCACAAAGUUCAUUCUGGAUUUACUCAAGAAUGCUGAGAGUAACGCUGAAGUUAAAGGCCUAGAUGUGGAUUCGCUUUUCAUAUCUCACAUCCAAGUGAACCAAGCGCAGAAGCAGAGGCGUCGUACGUACCGUGCUCAUGGAAGAAUCAAUCCCUACAUGUCUCAUCCAUGCCAUAUUGAGUUGACAUUGUCUGAAAAGGAAGAAUCUGUCAAGAAGGAGCCUGAGACUCAAUUGGCUCCUAGAAAGACAAAGGGAUCUUCUUAAUCCGAUGAUUGAAUUAGCGUGUUUCAGACAGUGGGGAAGCUUUUUCCUAUAUCUUGAGAUAGUCAUAGUUCCAUGGAAGAAUUUUGUGAUAUUUGAACCGUGUUUACAGAGGAAACUUAUAGCACUAUUUUUGCGUGAUCUUAAUAUUUCAGAACUUAAUCUGGUAUCUCUAUCUUAUUCUUGCGGGCAAACUUUUAUUGGGUUGA